AUGGGACACUCGGUCAUCUCGCCUGCCAUCUUCUACUGGGGCACCCCGGUCGUUCUUGCGACAACGGUCAACAAAGACGGAACGCCGAAUAUCGCGCCUAUCUCAUCCGCCUGGUGGUUGGGAAAUCGAGCUGUCCUAGGGCUUGGACGAAGUUCUCAGACAAUCGCCAACAUCAUCCGCACGCGACAGUGCGUGCUCAAUCUCCCAGGCGAUGAUAUGGUCCAAUGUGUUAAUGCUCUGGCGCGGACAACUGGCGCCAAAGACGUGCCGGCAAGCAAGACCCAGCGAGGCUAUCGAGAUGAGAAAGACAAGUUCGGCAUCGCGGGAUUGACUCCCGAAUCUUCGCAUCUUGUACAGCCUCCACGGAUUCAGGAAUGCCCGGUUCAGAUGGAAGCUGAGGUCGCUGGAACCCACGAGCUUUUCAAAGAUGGUCCAAUCGAGUUACAGGGAUGCGUCAUGGCGAUUGAGGUCAAGAUCCUGAGGACCUAUGUUAGGGAAGAGCUGCGGCUUGCUGCGUAUGCGAACAGGAUCGAUCCCGAUAAAUGA
Messenger RNA from Aspergillus fumigatus Af293, 546 nucleotides. Its product is annotated as flavin reductase family protein. The transcript has a single exon. Lineage: Eukaryota; Fungi; Ascomycota; Eurotiomycetes; Eurotiales; Aspergillaceae. The record is from RefSeq and is a predicted model, not a curated record. Gene Ontology annotation, molecular function: FMN binding. Bases 1 to 546 code for a protein of 181 amino acids.